GCGUUGGUGAAUGAGCUAUACAGUUUGCUUCGUGAUCAGGAUCCUAUUGUCGUUGUGAAUUGUCUGAGGGCCUUAGAAGAGAUCUUGAAGAAGGAGGGAGGAGUUGUCAUCAACAAACCCAUCGCCCAUCAUCUCCUCAACAGGAUGGCUGAUCUGGAUCAGUGGGGGCAAAGUGAGGUGCUCACCUUCCUUCUGCGUUACAGACCCCGCAGUGAGGAGGAACUCUUCGACAUACUCAAUUUACUGGAUGGCUAUCUCAAAAGCAGCAGCCCCAGCGUUGUGAUGGCAGCCACCAAGCUUUUCCUAAUGCUGGCCAGGGAGUACCCACAUGUGCAGACAGAUGUUUUGGUGAGAGUGAAGGGACCGCUGCUGUCGGCCUGCACUUCUGAGAGCAGGGAGCUCUGCUUCACUGCGCUGUGCCAUGUGCGUCAGAUCCUUGGUAGCCUUCCUGGCCAUUUUAGCAGCCACUACAAAAAGUUCUUCUGUUCGUAUUCAGAGCCCCACUACAUCAAAUGCCAGAAGAUGGAGGUGUUGUGUGAGCUGGUGAAUGAUGAAAAUGUACAGCAAGUACUGGAGGAGCUGAAGGGCUAUUGCACCGAUGUAUCGGUAGAGCUUGCCCAAGGGGCAAUCUUCGCCAUAGGCAAUAUCGCAAGGACGUACACCGAACAGUGUGUGGGGAUUCUGACAGAGCUCCUGGGGCUCCAGCAGGAGCAUAUCACUUCAGCGGUAGUACAGGCUUUUCGGGACCUGGUUUGGCUGUGUCCCCAGUGCACGGACGCCGUGUGUCGGGCCCUGCCUAGCUGUGAGGAUGCCAUCCAGGACAGUGAGGGCAAGCAAGCGCUGAUCUGGCUCCUGGGCACACAUGGUGAGAAAGUACCAAAUGCCCCCUAUGUUUUGGAGGACUUUGUGGAGAACGUGAAAUCGGAGAUGUUCUCGGCAGUGAAGAUGGAGCUUCUGACAGCAUUGGUGCGACUCUUCCUGUCUCGUCCUGCCGAGUGUCAGGACAUGCUAGGGAGACUACUCUAUUACUGCAUAGAGGAGGAGAUGGAUAUGGCAGUACGAGACCGUGGAUUGUUCUACUAUCGCCUUUUGCAGUCCGGUGUGGAAGAAGUGAAACGGGUCCUGUGUAGCCCCAAGUCUGACCCUUCUCUGGGGCUCCUGGAAGACCAAACUGAGCGACCUGUGAAUACCUGGGCUUCAGAGUUUAACACUCUUGCACUGGUUUAUGGCAGAGAACGCUGGGCACUUGUCACUGCUUACCAGCCAGCAGAACCCUCUUACGCUUGUUCUCCUUGUACUGACUCCAGGAGCAGAGACACAGAGUCACUGAUUUCUGAAGAGAGUAAAGAAAUCCUCAAGGCUCAUCCCGAUACAGGCAACCUGACCUUAAUUUCUGAUGUUUACCUGACUGCAGAAGAGUUUGAGAAGACCUGGCUGAGCUUAGAGAUGAGCUGCCACCUCUCUUUGCCCUGGUGUGGGACAGUUCAGCCAGACACCAUACAGACAGCUCUUCACGUUGUCCACAUCCAGACCAUUGCUAUGAGCAAAGCUGGCGUCCAGCCCUGGAAAGCUUAUCUCAGUGCUCAGGAUGACACUGGUUGCCUCUUCCUAACGGAGCUCUUGCUUGAGGCGGCAGAUUCGGAAAUACAGGUGUCAGUGAAGCAGAGUGAGGCAAAGCCGGAGGCACUGCAAACCUUUAUCUCAGUGUUAAGGACAGUUAUGGGGGCAGUUGCCGGACUGGGGUCCUGA
This is a messenger RNA of Balearica regulorum gibbericeps (East African grey crowned-crane), 1749 nucleotides long. The record is from RefSeq and is a predicted model, not a curated record. Lineage: Eukaryota; Metazoa; Chordata; Aves; Gruiformes; Gruidae.